AUGGGCGCGCAUCAGUCUGUACCCGGCUCCGAAAAUAGAGGUGCAACGACAGCCCCUGCCAAAACCUGCUACUACGAACUUAUAGGGACUGAGACAAAUGCGACGGAUCUUGAAAUAAAAAAAGCAUAUCGUAAAAAGGCCCUCGAGUUGCAUCCGGACCGCAACCUGGGCGAUAUAGAAGAGGCGACAAGAAAGUUCGCAGAGAUACAAGCAGCGUACGAAGUUCUAUCUGAUCCUCAGGAGCGGGCUUGGUAUGAUUCGCAUCGUGAUGCUAUCCUGGCUGGAAAAGACGACCUAGGGGAGGAUAUCGAGCCAACCACCUUUCACAAUGUUCGACUUACUACCACGGAAGAAAUAUUUAGCUUGAUACGCCGAUUCAAUGCGACAAUACCAUUUAGUGACGAGUCCACAGGUUUCUAUGGCGUCUGUCGGGAAACGUUUGAACACCUGGCUCUCGAGGAGGAAACUGCUUCAGACAUGGCGCGCCUAGAUUGCCCCGAUUAUCCAAGCUUCGGGUUUUUAGAGGACGACUAUGAUACUGUUGUGAAGCAAUUUUAUGCUUCAUGGUCAGGCUUUUCGACUAGAAAAUCAUUUUCAUGGAAGGAUAAAUACCGUUUGUCUGAUGCUCCCGAUCGACGUGUUCGUCGCCUAAUGGAAAAGGAGAACAAAAAAAUCCGAGACGACGCUGUUCGUGAGUUUAACGACGCUGUUCGAUUUCUGGUGACUUUUGUUCGCAAACGUGACCCCAGAUAUCUUCCAAAUUCGCAGACCGAUGCUGAGCGGCAACAACAACUGCGUGAUGCAGCGGCGGCGCAAGCUGCUCGAUCGCGUGCUGCCAACCGACAAAAGUCCGAAUCAUACGAGACUCCACAUUGGUCGCAACCGCAAGAGGAUCAUGUACAGGAUGACUUAUUUUCGGAAGUUGAAGAAGAAUCAGAAAUCGAGAUUUUGGAGUGUGUUGUAUGCAACAAAUCUUUCAAAAGCGACAAGCAACUUGAGGCCCACGAGCGGAGUAAAAAGCAUACAAAAGCUGUCCAGCAGUUGCGUAAGGAAAUGAGGAAAGAGGCAGUUCAUCUUGAUUUAGACAUGGAUCCAGUCCAGGACCGGAUCCAGUAUCGGCAUGUCGACGCUCCCGUGGCUACCGAGCCAUUUGACGGUCCCAGCACUGAGGAUGCCUCCUUACAUUCGACGGAGAGUCAGCCAUCGAAAUGCCAGUCUGAAGAUGACAUAGCCCAUGAACAACCUCAAUCCGAACAAUCAAGUUCGCCGAGUGGCCAGGAAUUUGAUGAAUAUGCUCCGAGAGACGAGGUGGAACGGCGCCUGAGCUCCACAACACCCGAAUUGUAUGGUGCGCGUAGUGCAACCAACGAUGCUCGAGACCAUCUAGCUGUGUCAGCUCAGGAUAUCCGACCUAGCCAAGAAUCUGUGGACACUCCAAAGAAAAUUGGAAAAGCCAAAGCCAAACGUCAAAGAAAGGCAGCGCGGGGGCUAGCUGAGGAUGAGACUCAGCAACACUGUGCCGUCUGCAAUCAAGGAUUUCCAUCCCGGUCAAAACUUUUCGAUCACAUUCGCGACGAAAAUCACGCCGUGAUGAAGCCCGAGCUAAACAGCAAAAACAGGAGGAAAAAAGGGUGA
This is a messenger RNA of Pochonia chlamydosporia 170, 1635 nucleotides long. RefSeq names its product meiotically up-regulated protein. Lineage: Eukaryota; Fungi; Ascomycota; Sordariomycetes; Hypocreales; Clavicipitaceae. Gene Ontology annotation, cellular component: cytoplasm. Gene Ontology annotation, molecular function: zinc ion binding; nucleic acid binding. The transcript is spliced from 3 exons. Bases 1 to 1635 code for a protein of 544 amino acids. The record is from RefSeq and is a predicted model, not a curated record.